Messenger RNA from Mobula hypostoma (lesser devil ray), 3769 nucleotides. RefSeq names its product inhibitor of nuclear factor kappa B kinase regulatory subunit gamma (gene ikbkg). Bases 527 to 2248 code for a protein of 573 amino acids. The transcript is spliced from 14 exons. Lineage: Eukaryota; Metazoa; Chordata; Chondrichthyes; Myliobatiformes; Myliobatidae. The record is from RefSeq and is a predicted model, not a curated record. Gene Ontology annotation, cellular component: cytoplasm; IkappaB kinase complex; nucleus. Gene Ontology annotation, molecular function: K63-linked polyubiquitin modification-dependent protein binding. Gene Ontology annotation, biological process: positive regulation of canonical NF-kappaB signal transduction.
GUCUGUGUGUCGGUAUUUGCAGGGGACCUGAUGGAGUGCACAAGUAUUGACAGGUGGUCCUCAGGAGUGUGUAAGAACUCACAGAGCGUCCUCAGGGGUGCGUCUGUGGGGCGGACAAACAUGUAAGGGGGACGUGCAGUGUUGACUUGGGGUCUCCCUGCCUGUGUCAGUAUGUUUCAGAGGCCUCCCAUUAUCAGCCGCUCCCCGGGAAAAUCCAGCAGCGCCCAGAAGGGCUGCUAGUCUGCAUCGAUACAGCUCCCAAGGGUGCCGGUGUGGCGACUGCACGAAAGAGAAAGCAAAAGAGUGGAGCCCUUGUUGCGAUUCCGACGUCGCAGGCGUCACUGUUUCGGUCUGCAGAGUCGACAGGAAGUUCGGGUGGGCGGCGAGCGGGACCCAGGACUCGCGACGACCCGUCGGUAAAUCUCGCUCCGCCACCGAGGCCGAGAGUCGCGACAGGUUCCGCGCCCACCCACUCCAGUUUCCAACGCGCCUCUACGCCUCCUCCCCCCCACCCCACCACCACCCCAUGUCUCGGGGCCAGGGCUCCCCCGUGACAGCCAUGGUACAGCCCGGCGCACUGGUGGACGGCGACCCGGAGACAGUCGCCGGGGAAGGCCUGCUGACUGCCCGUCCUGUCAGUGGAGUGACCCCAGUGACCCCCGCCGACCUCAGCACCAUGGAGACGCUGGUCCAGGCCAAUCGGCACUUGCAUCGCGAGAACGUCAGCCUCCGAGAGGCGAUCCGUCAGAGUAACCAGGCGCUGCGGGAGCGCUGCGAGGAGCUGCAGGAAUUCCAGGCGCGGAACAGGAGGGAGAGGGAGUUCGUGAUGAGCCGGUUCCGGGAGGCCAGGCAGCUGGUCGAGCAGCUGAGGGCCGCCAACGGGCAGCUGCAGCGCAGGGCGAGCGAGGGGAUGGCGGUAGGAAGCCCCUCCCGUGAUGCCUCCGAGAGUGCAGAGAGCUCCCUCGCCUCCUAUACCACCAUCACCCAGAGCAUGUUUAACCUCCCCGCCGCACAGCAGCCCGAGGAUGCCAGGGCUCAGGCGGAGAUCCCGGAGUACGUGCGUCUCCUGAAGGAGCGGAAGGAGGAGCUGGAGGACGACCUGCGGGUCAUGAGGACCGAGAACCAGCUGCUGCGGCAGCAGUUGGCGCAGACCGGGACGGCGCAGGUGGUAGGGCGGGAAGAGGUAAAGGCACCGAAUGAGGAAACUACCGGCCAGUCGCCAGUCAGGAGGCCGGAGUCACAGGAGGGGCCCCCCGGGCCGGAGAGACCCCCGGCACAGCUGGAACAGCUGGAGCAGCGGCUGAAGAAGCAGGAGGCAGAGUUCGAGGCCAGGGUGCAGGGCCUGAGCCGCCAGGUCGAGCAACUGUCCGACGACCGAACCUCACUGAAAGCUCAGGUCACCUCGCUGCUGGCCGAGCUGAUGGACAGCCAGAGAACGGUGGAAGCCCUGAGGACGCGGAGCGUCGGCCUGGAGGACAAGUGCCAGGCGUUGGAGGAGAGGCUGAGGGUGCAGGAGAAAGAUGCAGAGGCCCAGAAGAAACAGUCAAGUGUCACCAUCGACCAGCUCCGGAUCGCAGUCCACAACUCGGAGUCUGCCCUGAAGACGGAGAGACAGAACGCAUCGGAGGACAAGAGGAAACUGGCCCAGUUGCAGGCUGCCUACCAUCAGCUGUUUGCCGAAUAUGACCACACAGUCAGGGACGGCAAGAGGAACAAGGGCCAAGCAGAAGACAUUGCUGAUCAGCUGAAGGAGGCCGAGGCCGCCCUGGCCAUUAAGCAGGACCUGAUCGACAAGCUGAAGGAGGAGGCCGAGACCAUGAAGGCAGAACUGGAGACGGUUCCUGUCCUGAAAGCCCAGGCCGAGGUUUUCAAGGCGGAUUUUCUGGCGGAGCGGGCGGCCCGCGAGAAACUGCACGAGCAGAAGGAGCUGCAGCAGGAGAGGAUGAAGGCACUGCAGGCCGAGUUCGAUAAGCUGCGGGCAGAGCACGACAUGGCCACCAGGGCUCAUAUCGAGGAACUGCAGCGGCGACACAGCGACAGCCUGCGCACGCCCAUCGGUGGCCAAGGCCCGUCGCAUCCAGGUAACUUCUACCCGAACGGCAGCACCAUCCCAUUCAACGUGCCCUCGGAGCCGGGCCUGCGGCACAUGUUCCCGGACGAGCAGCCGGAUUUCCGAUGCCCCAAGUGCCAGUACCAGGCUCCGGACAUGGACACCCUGCAGAUACACGUCAUGGACUGCAUUCAAUGAAACGUCCCCCCCCACCACCACCCCAGCUCGCUCGCUCGCUCUCUCAUACGGGAGGGGACCCUGAGAGAGAUGAGUCCCACUUCGUGGGCUCUGUGGCCAAGGUGCAAGAAAUCAUUUCCUGGAUGGGCUGUUAGAGGAAUGGGGAGGGGAGGGGUGCCCCCGAGGGUUUGGGACCCCUCUCCCCUCCCCUUGCCGCUCACCCCUGAAGUCCCAGAUCCUAGCGUCUGUGCCAGUGUCCCAUUCAGGGGGAAGGGGAUAGGACCAACCUCUGUGCAUCAUUUUUGUGUGUGUGUGUGUGUGUGUGUGUGUGUGUGUGUGUGUAUCCUUGUCUGUCAAGAGUACUGAAGAGAGAUCCCGUGAUCCCUGAUUUAAUCAGUCAGGGUCAUUGGGGUGCAGGACUCACAGACACAGACCUCCUCCUGUCACAAGGACCGCUCCAUAAUAGCAUAGUGGACCGUGUGUGUGUGUGUGUGUGUAGCCCAACCUGACCGUUCCCACUCACCCUAUACCGAGGGGGUAGAUUACACCCAAAACAAUAGUUGUUUAAUAUUCUUCACUCCAUUCCGCUUGGAGGGCGAGGAACAUUCUUUCCCUCUUCCACCAUUUGAGCCCCUGAACCCACAGGUCUGAAGACCUCCACCGGGCCAUCUCCGGAUUUCUCCCCGCCGAACCCUCGCAGCUGGUGGAUCUCUGAGGGGAGGUGCACUGGGUUCGUGCGAUUGAGCCCCGUGCCUUCCAAAGAGACGUGCUGCAAGUUCCACCCCACCCCCAGCGACUGGGUAAGUGGGCCGGUGUGUGUGUGUGUGUGUGAGAAUUUGCCCCCAUCCCCCUGUGGCAACUGGUUAAGUGUGCGUGCAUGAGAGGAACAGAGCGCGAGAGAGACACCCAGACAGACAGAGAGAAACAGGGAGACCGUGAGAGGGGGGACAGGGGCAGAGAGAGAAGAGGGAAGGAAGAUUAGCAAGUGAUUUGCCUAGAUAAGAUGGGGCAAAUGGCUGCCAUGUUCAGCUGAGGAGGCUGUGUUGCUCAAUAUACCACUACUUUUCAAAGGCAAGCUGGUAAAUAUAUAUGCAUUCACACCAAGGUGCAUUUAUUCGCGGGUCUCCAAUGGGGGGGGGAGGGGGCUGAACUCAUUGUCACCAAAGUUAAGCCAGUGAUAACCCUACCGCAAUGCCUCCACUCCUCGAACUCUGAGUGAAGGGCAGUGGCAGAGAUCGAAGGCUUUGGGUCAUUGCCUCCGCAUAGGGAAGGGAGGAGCAGGGAGGGCUGAUUGGGGUCCUAAUGUGACAGGGAAGUGGGGCGGGGGGAAUGACUUCAAAAACAGUCUUAAACGACUUUUGGUAAUUCCCUGGAUCUUUCCCCGCCCCACCUACAACUACUUCUACUCUGAGAGCUACUCCACAAUAACAGACAGCCUUUGCUGUCUACCUAGUUAAUUAAUCAACCUAAUUAAUUAAUUUUUCUCCAUGUGUUAAUAAAUCUAUGUAUUAUUUUAAUAAAAUAAAAGUGUUCCUGGUGACG